Messenger RNA from Onychostoma macrolepis, 912 nucleotides. It is a transcript of the gene eif3k, whose product is annotated as eukaryotic translation initiation factor 3, subunit K. The coding region runs from base 131 to 793 and encodes 220 amino acids. Gene Ontology annotation, biological process: regulation of translational initiation. Lineage: Eukaryota; Metazoa; Chordata; Actinopteri; Cypriniformes; Cyprinidae. Gene Ontology annotation, molecular function: ribosome binding; translation initiation factor activity. Gene Ontology annotation, cellular component: cytoplasm; eukaryotic translation initiation factor 3 complex. The transcript is spliced from 8 exons. The record is from RefSeq and is a predicted model, not a curated record.
UCACCGAUGACGUCACGUCCUCUGCCGCUUCCACGCGCCGAGGUUCCGCUGGCGAGGGUCCGAGUGUCUGGAAAAUAAACACAAAUAUAAACGUUUACCAUUAAAAUAAUAAUAAACAAACACCGGAAUCAUGGCGACGACAUUCGAGCAGAUGAGAGCGAACGUCGGCAAACUUCUACGGGGCAUCGACAGGUAUAACCCGGAGAAUCUGGCCACGCUGGAGCGGUACGUGGACACACAGGCCCGAGAGAACGCCUACGACCUGGAGGCCAACCUGGCCGUGCUCAAGCUGUACCAGUUCAACCCUGCGUACUUCCAGACCACCGUCACGGCUCAGAUCCUGCUCAAAGCGCUCACUAACCUUCCACACACAGACUUCACGCUCUGCAAGUGCAUGAUCGACCAGACCCACCAGCAGGAGGAGCGUCCGAUAAGACAGAUCCUGUACCUGGGAAACCUGCUGGAGACGUGCCACUUCCAGAGCUUCUGGGCCAGUCUGGAGGAGAAUCGAGAUCUCAUUGAUGGAAUCACAGGAUUUGAGGACUCCGUGCGGAAAUUCAUCUGUCAUGUCGUGGGAAUCACGUAUCAGAACAUCGAAUACAGGCUGCUGGCUGAGAUGCUGGGAGAUCCUCUGGACACGCAGGUGAAGGUCUGGAUGAAUAAAUACGGCUGGACGGAGAAUGAAGAGGGACAGAUAUUCAUUCAUAGCCAGGAGGAGAGCGUCAAGCCCAAGAACAUCGUGGAGAAAAUCGACUUUGAGAGUGUGUCCAGCAUCAUGGCGACGUCACAGUGAACACACACACACACACACACACACCUCAUGCCUGAGUUUCCACUUGAUUGAAUUUUACAAUAAACUAAUUUCAGUUAAGAAAUUUGGAGUCUUAAUUUCAUUAAAAUCGCACAUAGUUA